GUACAUGAUCAUGAGGGAGUGUUGGCACGCCGUCCCGUCUCAGAGGCCUACGUUCAGACAGCUGGUAGAAGAUCUGGACCGGAUUUUAUCAAUGACCUCCACAGAUGAGUACCUGGACCUGUCAGUACCCUUCGAGCAGUACUCCCCAACCUGUCAAGACUCCAACAGCACCUGCUCCUCCGGAGAUGACUCGGUGUUCGCCCACGACCCGCUGCCCGAUGAGCCCUGUCUUCCCAAACAGCUCCCCAGCAACGGUGUGAUAAGGACAUAAAACCUGAACUUCUGGAGGUCAGGUCUGGAUCUCCGCUCACAGUUUGUGACAAAUAAUCACCUCUCAGUGACUCCAGAGUCCUCAAGUUAUGGAAAGAAAGACUUCAUGCAAUACUUCCGCAGCUCUGAGCUCGUCUUAAACUCUUGGUCUGGCAUUGUCUUUAGGUUUUUCCUUCUUUAAUUCCCCAAAAGACACUUUGGACACUGAAGGACUUUUUUUCUCUUUUUUGCUGAUGAACCAUUUUUGCGUUCUUGUCAGGAAUGAAAUUCUAUUUUUAUACUCUGGCCAGUCUUUUGCUACAAACGGUUGCUUGGUGAAACCAUUCCGUGCCUACUGGGAUUAAACCUCCAUGGGAAACUUUAGAGGAGGACACAAAGGGCAUUUCAAGGGGUGCAGGAGGACGUUCGAUUGGUCUCAUUCGAAAGGAGCCCAUGGAUGACUUUAAAAGCUAAUCCUGCAAGAAGUCGCCAGAAAAACCAGACUCAACUUGGAAAAGUUGAAGACAUUCAGCUACAGAGUUGGUUUCAUCAGUGUUCUCUUUCCACAUCUUUACAUCUUAAGAACAAUUUUGGAAUAGCCUCCGAACAAACUCCUCAUGAGGCAAAGUUUCAGGGCCUUUCAGUAAUAAGAACAUUUGGCGUUUGGAGGAAUUCUUUUUUCUAUUUCUAGAAAGUGGUGUAUUGUAAAUAUAUAAAUGCAAAUAUGUAUGAUAUCGCUGUCCAUAGCUAUGUACGUAAAAAAGACA
Cyprinodon variegatus (sheepshead minnow) is the source of this 1016-nucleotide messenger RNA. Its product is annotated as fibroblast growth factor receptor 3-like. The transcript has 2 exons. NCBI's taxonomy places the organism in Eukaryota, Metazoa, Chordata, Actinopteri, Cyprinodontiformes, Cyprinodontidae. Bases 5 to 271 code for a protein of 88 amino acids. The record is from RefSeq and is a predicted model, not a curated record.